CAAGAAGAGGAAUCAGUAUCAGCUCAACUCCAAGAGCAAAUGCUGCUCUCAACCGUGGCUUCCAGUGUUGUUGGGCGUUUCAUUACACGUUCGUCAAGAGUCAGCGGCAUCCCUGAUCCUUCCUUCUUCACAACCUCCACCAAGAUGGCUUUGGAGCAAUUUACGUUCGGCCCUUACAAGAUUGACAGCAGGGAAGUGUUUUACUCUACUCAUCUAUCCUAUGCCCUGGUCAACUUGCGUCCUGUUGUUCCUGGUCAUGUGCUUGUCUGCCCAAGGCGUGAAGUGAAGCGCUUUGUUGAUCUCACUACUGAUGAGACCAGUGAUCUUUGGAUCGCAGCGCAAAAGGUUGGUAGUCGGCUUGAGACCUACCACAAAGCAUCGUCUCUCACACUUACAAUUCAAGAUGGACCCCAAGCUGGACAGACUGUGCCCCAUGUUCAUAUCCAUAUCAUCCCACGGAAAGGUGGUGACUUUAAGGAGAAUGAUGAGAUUUACGAUGCACUAGAUGAAAAGGAGAAGGAAUUAAAGCAAAAGCUUGAUUUAGACAAGGACAGGAAGGACAGAAGCCUUGACGAAAUGGCACAAGAAGCAGAAGAAUACAGAAAGUUGUUCUUGUAGAAUGUAGAUGUUCCUACUUGCAGCGCAAUAUGUAAUUUAUUUCUCACUGGAUAUUUUCAACCUAGUUUAGUUAUGGUUUGCUCAUUGGAUGGUUUGCUAUGGUUUUAGCUGGAUUAGAGUCCAAGCAUCAUAGUUUAGUUGUGUUAACUUAAAAUCGGAUCUUAUCAUUGAUUGCUAGAGAAAUGUUUUCUUUAUCAUUUCUAUGUUUGCCAAAAGAGAGAAAAUGGUUGACGUUA
Molecule: messenger RNA, 854 nt
Organism: Prunus persica (peach)
Lineage: Eukaryota; Viridiplantae; Streptophyta; Magnoliopsida; Rosales; Rosaceae
Product: bifunctional bis(5'-adenosyl)-triphosphatase/adenylylsulfatase FHIT
Exons: 5
Coding region: 40-618 (192 amino acids)
Molecular function (GO): catalytic activity
Source: RefSeq, a predicted model, not a curated record